Molecule: messenger RNA, 288 nt
Organism: Nezara viridula (southern green stink bug)
Lineage: Eukaryota; Metazoa; Arthropoda; Insecta; Hemiptera; Pentatomidae
Source: the annotation of a GenBank genome assembly
UAGUUAAAAAAAUAAUAUAAUUAUAAAAAUCUACUAAUAGUGAUCUAAGAAGUGUGCGUGGAGGCCUACACUAUAAUGACACUACACGACAUGCCUCUAUAUGAAUUGCUCUAUUGUGAUGCAGAGGAGAGAGGACUACCUCAUGUUUGCAAUUGGACGGAGACACUGGCUUGCCUGGGCCGCUACUGGGGGCGGCGCAGGGCAUAUCGAUCCGCCCGCAGCGCCCACCGCUCCGAGUCCAGCCUUCUUAGGCUAGAUUUAGGCUGGGCGUUAGGCUAACAGCUGGAG